Molecule: messenger RNA, 5834 nt
Organism: Peromyscus eremicus (cactus mouse)
Lineage: Eukaryota; Metazoa; Chordata; Mammalia; Rodentia; Cricetidae
Gene: Brd4
Product: bromodomain containing 4
Exons: 19
Coding region: 148-4371 (1407 amino acids)
Biological process (GO): chromatin remodeling; positive regulation of transcription elongation by RNA polymerase II
Cellular component (GO): chromatin; nucleus
Source: RefSeq, a predicted model, not a curated record
CCGCAGGCGAGCGGGGCCUGUGUGCGCAGCGGCGCAGCGGGCGCGGCGGACGGGCCCCGGCUCGGCGCAGGUGGCCCGGACAGCGGGAGGAGGCGUGCGGCCUAGCGUCUCAGAGUGCCUGGUGAAGAAUGUGAUGGGAUCAUUAGCAUGUCUACGGAGAGCGGCCCUGGGACAAGAUUGAGAAAUCUGCCAGUAAUGGGGGAUGGACUAGAAACCUCCCAAAUGUCUACAACGCAGGCCCAGGCCCAACCCCAGCCAGCAAAUGCAGCCAGCACCAAUCCUCCACCCCCAGAGACUUCCAACCCUAAUAAGCCCAAGAGGCAGACCAAUCAACUGCAAUAUCUGCUCAGAGUGGUGCUCAAGACACUAUGGAAACACCAGUUUGCGUGGCCUUUCCAGCAGCCUGUGGAUGCCGUCAAGCUGAACCUCCCUGAUUACUAUAAGAUCAUUAAAACACCCAUGGAUAUGGGAACAAUAAAGAAGCGCUUGGAAAACAACUAUUACUGGAAUGCUCAGGAAUGUAUCCAGGACUUCAACACUAUGUUUACAAAUUGUUAUAUCUACAACAAGCCUGGAGAUGACAUCGUCUUAAUGGCAGAAGCUCUGGAGAAGCUCUUCUUGCAAAAAAUCAAUGAACUGCCCACAGAAGAAACUGAGAUCAUGAUAGUCCAGACAAAAGGAAGAGGACGAGGGAGGAAAGAAACAGGGACAGCAAAGCCUGGUGUAUCGACGGUACCAAACACAACUCAAGCAUCAACUCCUCCGCAGACCCAGACACCUCAGCCGAACCCUCCUCCAUCUGUGCAGGCCACAACUCACCCCUUUCCUGCUGUCACCCCAGACCUCAUUGUCCAGCCUCCUAUCGUGACAGUGGUGCCCCCCCAGCCACUUCAGACGCCUCCACCAGUACCCCCCCAGCCACAGCCCCCACCUGUUCCAGCUCCACAGCCUGUUCAGAGUCACCCUCCCAUCAUUGCAGCCACCCCACAGCCUGUGAAGACAAAGAAAGGGGUGAAGAGGAAAGCAGAUACCACCACCCCCACCACCAUUGACCCCAUUCAUGAGCCGCCCUCACUGGCCCCAGAGCCUAAGACCGCCAAGCUGGGUCCUCGGCGGGAGAGUAGCAGACCUGUGAAGCCCCCAAAGAAGGAUGUACCGGACUCACAGCAACACCCAGCACCAGAGAAGAGCAGCAAGAUCUCUGAGCAGCUAAAGUGCUGCAGUGGCAUCCUCAAGGAGAUGUUCGCCAAGAAACACGCUGCCUAUGCCUGGCCCUUCUACAAGCCUGUGGAUGUGGAGGCACUGGGCCUGCACGACUACUGUGACAUCAUUAAACAUCCCAUGGACAUGAGCACAAUCAAGUCUAAACUAGAGUCCCGUGAAUACAGAGAUGCCCAGGAUUUUGGUGCUGAUGUCCGAUUGAUGUUCUCCAACUGCUACAAGUACAACCCCCCUGACCAUGAAGUGGUAGCCAUGGCUCGAAAACUCCAGGAUGUGUUUGAAAUGCGCUUUGCCAAGAUGCCUGACGAGCCUGAAGAGCCAGUAGUUAUGGUGUCCUCCCCUGCAGUGCCACCCCCUACAAAGGUGGUGGCCCCACCCUCAUCUAGUGACAGCAGCAGCGAUAGUUCCUCUGACAGUGACAGUUCCACUGACGACUCCGAGGAAGAGCGAGCCCAGCGGCUGGCUGAGCUCCAGGAGCAGCUCAAAGCAGUACAUGAGCAGCUUGCAGCCCUCUCACAGCCCCAGCAGAACAAACCAAAGAAAAAGGAGAAGGACAAGAAGGAAAAGAAAAAGGAAAAGCACAAAAAGAAAGAGGAAGUAGAGGAAAAUAAGAAAAGCAAAGCCAAGGAACUUCCUCCGAAAAAGACAAAGAAAAAUAACAGUAGCAACAGCAAUGUGAGCAAGAAGGAACCAGCACCCAUGAAGAACAAGCCCCCUCCCACAUACGAAUCAGAGGAAGAAGACAAGUGUAAGCCCAUGUCCUAUGAGGAGAAGAGGCAGCUAAGUCUAGACAUCAACAAACUUCCUGGUGAGAAGCUGGGCCGUGUAGUACACAUUAUCCAGUCGAGGGAGCCGUCACUCAAGAACUCCAACCCCGAUGAGAUUGAGAUUGACUUUGAGACUCUGAAACCGUCCACACUGCGAGAGUUGGAACGCUAUGUCACCUCUUGUUUGCGGAAGAAAAGGAAACCUCAAGCUGAAAAAGUUGAUGUGAUUGCUGGUUCUUCCAAGAUGAAGGGCUUUUCAUCCUCUGAGUCAGAGAGCACCAGCGAAUCUAGCUCCUCUGACAGUGAAGACUCCGAAACAGAGAUGGCUCCCAAGUCAAAAAAGAAGGGACACCCUGGGAGGGACCAAAAAAAGCAUCACCACCAUCACCAUCCACAGAUGCAGACAGCCCCAGCUCCUGUGCCCCAGCAGCCACCCCCGCCUCCCCAGCAGCCUCCUCCACCCCCACCUCCGCAGCAGCAGCAGCAGCAGCAGCAGCAGCCCCCACCCCCCCCACCGCCGCCCUCCAUGCCACCGCAGACUGCCCCAGCGAUCAAGUCCUCGCCCCCACCCUUCAUCACUGCCCAGGUACCCGUCCUGGAACCACAGCUACCAGGCAGUGUAUUUGACCCUAUUGGCCACUUCACCCAGCCCAUCUUGCACCUGCCGCAGCCGGAGCUGCCACCUCAUCUGCCCCAGCCGCCUGAGCACAGCACUCCACCCCAUCUCAACCAGCAUGCUGUGGUUUCUCCUCCAGCUUUGCACAAUGCGCUGCCCCAGCAACCAUCUCGGCCUAGCAACCGAGCUGCUGCUCUGCCUCCAAAACCUUCCCGACCCCCAGCUGUGUCCCCUGCCCUGGCCCAGCCCCCGCUACUCCCACAACCACCCAUGGCUCAGCCCCCACAAGUGCUGCUGGAGGAUGAAGAGCCACCUGCCCCACCCCUCACCUCCAUGCAGAUGCAGUUAUACCUACAGCAGCUGCAGAAGGUGCAGCCCCCCACACCACUACUCCCUUCCGUGAAGGUGCAGUCUCAACCCCCACCCCCUUUGCCACCUCCACCCCAUCCUUCUGUUCAGCAGCAGCAGCUCCAGCAGCAACCUCCACCACCCCCACCUCCUCAGCCCCAACCACCACCCCAGCAACAACACCAGCCCCCACCACGGCCAGUUCACUUGCCAUCCAUGCCCUUUUCUCAUAUUCAGCAGCCCCCACCACCUCCAGGCCAGCAGCCUACUCACCCACCCCCAGGCCAGCAGCCACCCCCACCACAGCCUGCCAAGCCCCAGCAAGUCAUCCAGCAUCACCCUUCCCCCCGACACCACAAGUCGGACCCCUACUCAGCUGGUCACCUUCGUGAAGCCCCCUCUCCGCUUAUGAUACAUUCCCCUCAGAUGCCACAGUUCCAGAGCCUGACUCAUCAAUCUCCACCCCAGCAAAAUGUCCAGCCUAAGAAGCAGGUAAAGGGCAGGGCUGAGCCACAGCCCCCAGGUCCAGUCAUGGGCCGAGGCCAGGGAUGCCCACCUGCCUCACCGGCUGCCGUACCUAUGCUGUCCCAGGAGCUGCGUCCACCCUCAGUUGUCCAGCCCCAGCCCCUGGUGGUAGUAAAGGAGGAGAAGAUCCACUCACCAAUCAUCCGCAGCGAGCCUUUCAGCACCUCACUGCGACCAGAGCCCCCUAAGCACCCAGAGAGCAUCAAGGCCCCAGUCCACCUGCCCCAGCGGCCUGAGAUGAAACCUGUAGAUGUAGGGAGGCCUGUGAUCCGGCCCCCCGAGCAGAAUGCACCCCCAUCAGGGGCCUCUGACAAAGACAAACAGAAACAGGAGCCAAAAACGCCAGUGGCACCCAAAAAGGACCUGAAAAUCAAGAACAUGGGCUCCUGGGCCAGUCUGGUACAGAAGCAUCCGACCACCCCAUCCUCCACAGCCAAGUCCUCAAGUGAUAGCUUCGAGCAUUUCCGUCGUGCCGCUCGGGAGAAGGAAGAGCGGGAAAAGGCCCUGAAGGCCCAGGCUGAGCAUGCAGAGAAGGAGAAGGAGCGGCUGAGGCAGGAGCGUAUGAGGAGCCGAGAGGAUGAGGAUGCGCUGGAACAGGCACGUCGAGCCCAUGAGGAGGCACGACGGCGCCAGGAGCAGCAGCAGCAGCAGCAGAGGCAGGAGCAGCAGCAGCAGCAGCAGCAACAGCAGCAGCAGCAGCAGCAGGCAGCUGCUGUGGCCGCUGCCACCGCCCCCCAAGCCCAGAGCUCUCAGCCCCAGUCUAUGCUGGACCAGCAGAGGGAAUUGGCCCGAAAACGAGAGCAGGAGCGGAGGCGCAGGGAGGCAAUGGCAGCUACGAUUGACAUGAAUUUCCAGAGUGAUCUUUUGUCAAUAUUUGAAGAAAAUCUUUUUUGAGAGCACCUAGGUGACUUCUGCCUUUUUCUGGCAAAAAUACUGACUCUCCAUAGUGUUAGGGGCGGCAGUGGAGGCAGUAGCAGUGGCCAGGGUGUCUCUGGGCCUGGCUCUCCUGCAUGCUAUGCCCGGGGCAGGCCUGACGGGCAGCUGAGGAUCACAGAGCCCAUCUGCCUUACAGCCAGUCGGACAGACGUCCUACCACAUGCCACCCCCUCAGAGGAUGUCAGUUCAGAGCACGCCUCAAUGUGAGUCAAGUGCCGGCUGGACCCAAGGCCUGCGUCCCCGCGUGCGGGGCAGAGGCCCUUCUCUGCGCCAAAUGUCUACACAGUAUACACAGGACAUUGUUGCUGCCGCCACCGUGACUGACUGGUUUUCUGUCCCUGAGAACAUGACGUUUGUGACGUCCUACCCAUUGGGAGUCCUUCACACCCCAGCCAUCGCUGCCCACUCCCAGGAGACCAGGGCAAGCCUGUGUGGACUGGAAUGGCAAGGCACUGGCCCACCCCCUUGCUGGCACUGACUUUGCCUUGAACAGACCCUCUCCCCUCCCCCCACAAGCCUUUAAUUGAGAGCCGCUCUCUAUAAGUGUUCGCUUGUGCAAAAGGGAAUAGUGCCAUGGAAGUGUGUGUAUGUCCAUGGCAAUUCGGAUAGAGGUAACUGUUCAUAUGUAUGGACAGGCCUCACCUGGGGAGUAAGGCCACCAACCAAAGUCAGUUCCUUCCCACCUGUGUUUCUAAUUUUGUUUUGUUUUGUUUUUUCCUAUAUAUAUAUAUUUUUUGUUGAAUUCUAUUUUAUUUUUAACUCUUCUCCUUCAGACACAGUGGCACUGCUUAUCUCCGAAAUGGUGUGAUUGUCUCCUCAUUGAGUGGCGGCUCCCACCGCGCUGUGGGUAGUGUGUGACCGUGGCUGUACUGUAUAGUGAACAUAGUUGGCAUAUCUUUGUUUGAAGUUUGUUGGUGACUCCACCAAACUGGUGUUAAAAAAAAAUCCACAAAAAAACCCCGCACAAAACAAAAAAAUCCUGCUUGUAUUCUGUUUCAAACUUUAUUAAUCUUAUUUUUAAUUAUAAAACCAGAAAGCUGCAAUUUUUUCCCCUCUCCUCGUAUUUGUUGGCUUCUGUGUUUUUUAAUGUCAAAUCUGUUUGUUUUUACCAAGAAAGGGAGAGCCUGGGGAUGAGGUGGGCCCAGGCACUGGGGGGCUGCAGACUAAGGUAGAAGCUCCCCGUCCAGCACCUGGUUCAGACCAGCGGGCUGCACCUUCCUUCCCUUUUCUUUUUCUUUUUUUUUUUUUUUUAAUUGGAGCCCCUGGUGAGGUUACACGUGCCAUGAGAGCCCACUCUACACCACAGUGCUGGUGCCUCGGUGUUGGCCAAACUCUGGAGUCACUGACUGGCUUGACUUUCAUAUGGUGAAUAUGCAUUUGGUCUGUACUGAUCAUGGAAUAAACACAUCUCUCUUUUUUAA